UCGGGUCCUUUUGCCCGUCCUCCUGCGUGUUUCUCCGCCCCCUGCUGCAUAAAGAACCGAGCGUUGAUCUCCCAUCGGGUCAUCGUGUUCUGACGGACCUGGUCCGGUUCCGGUAGUUCUGUGUGUGGUGUCCGGUUCCUGUAAACCCGGUGGGUUCGUUUUCAAACUGAACCCCGCUGAGAUGGUUCGUGGGUCGGGAUGAGUCUCCGAGCAGCAAGUUCUGAAGCCCCCUCUCCCGGUGUCCCGGGAUGCCCCCCCUCCUCGGAGCUGCCCGCGGACCGUGUGCUGAGCUCCGGAGCUGUGCUGUUCCCCGGUGUUUUUGACCAACAUGGCUGCCCUCUGGUCCUGUUUCCGGUGGAGUCUCAGGACAAACUCUCUCAGCUCAGCCAGGGAGAGGUUGUGGACUUCAUACAAUACUUCCUGUGUGUGCACAGCAGCAGGAAGCAGGAGAAGCAGAGUCUGGUGUCGGUGGUGGCUGAUCUGAGGGAUGCACCUCCUCCUACAGCCAGGUUCAUCGCUGAGGUGCUGCUCCAGCUCCAGCAGCGGCUGGCAGCGGUCCACAGCGCCUACAUCCUCCAGCCCAGGAAGAAGGCAGCCGUCAGGUUGGUGCAGAGACUCCUGGCUCCGUCCAAACCAUCCCGUCCGACCGCCUUCAGGAAAAUCCUGCUGAAGGAAGUCUCUGAGCUCUCCAACUACAUCGACCGGAGCCAGCUGCCGGCCUCCCUGGGCGGAUACUUUCUGUACUGUCACAAGAGCUGGGUUGGCUUUGUUAAGGAGGUCCACGCGUUCCUCCAGGAGUUCCUGUCUGUUCUCCAGCGUCUGCCCUCGUGCAUCUCCACGCUGCAGGCUCUGUCCAGGCUGCCUCUGCCCUCCAGCCUGAGCCUGCUCCAGAACUUCUGCAGCACAAAUGAAGCCACGUUCCUGCACCUGAGAAGGGAGCUUGGUCUGGACGAGCUGCUGAGACAUUGUGAGGUUGUGGUGGACAAGCUGCGGUUCCCUGAGAAGGAUCCCUGCUUUCAGGCCAUGGCGGGGACAGCGCUCUUCACCCACACGGCCUUCGACAUGCUCCAGAACCACAGCAGGAUAACUGCAGCUGUGGAAAGAGUGGAGCUUCUGUGGCGGCAAGCCUCCUCCAGGGCCCAGCUGCACCUUCAGCUGGUCCAGUUUCGCAGUGAGGCUCUGCAGAUAACUGAGAAGAUCGCAGCUCUUCAAGAGAAGCUGCAGCUCUACACAGCGGAGAUCGACGGGAGGUCAGCCAAGGGAGUGGCGUCGCUGUCCGAGUUUGAGACCAACGUUUACUCUCCUGCCAUGGUGCUCAUCCAUCACUGUGAGGAAGUGAUCCACACCUUAGAGGAGACCCUGCCUCUGGAGGCCCAGACCAGAGAGUCGUGGGUUCAGGACCUGGAGAGGCUGAAGGACAACCUCCAUUUAGACGUGACGCUUGUUCUCCAGACCCUCAGAGCUGUUUCAGACUAUCACCACUACUACAACAAGGCCAACAGCUGGUGCAGGCUGGUCCUCUCGGAGGACUUCCUCCAGGAGCUGCUCUCAGCGGCUCACAGGGACCACCUUUCCUCUGAGCAGCAGACGGUGUGGAGACGAGAGUUGUCCACCUUCCUGAAGAAGAAUCCCGCCCCGGACAUGGAGGAGCUGGUUCAUCUGGUCCACCUGUCCAGCGCCAUCCCAGACGAGCAGCUGCGGCAGGCAGGGAGGCGCAUUUAUCACAGGUGCGUGGUUCUGAGGAAGCUGCUGAUCUCCUCUGGACCCGUGUUGGUGGACCAGCUCCAGCUGGCCUUGCAGUGGCAGACUGAGUUGAUGCAUGGAGGUCAUGUGACCUGGCCCUCUGAGGCUGCAGAUGUUCAUUGCAGCUCUGCAGAGGCUCCCUCACCUGCAGGUUCUGGCUCGGUGUCAGUAGACCAGAAACCCCGCCCCCUCGAGCCGCUGGACUCUGGCUUUAAUGGUGGUGGGUGGGCCCAGCUGGAGGUUGCUCCACAGAGAUCAGCUGAAGCUGAAGGCUCUGUGAGAUGUACGCUAAAGCAGCUUCACCGUCAUGAGGAGGGUGUCUCUGGUGGUCCGGAUCACGUGGGGGGAGUGGGUCCAGGUUCUGAGGGGAACUCCUGUGGAGAAAGCAUCCCGAUCCUGCCUGAAGUGGAGGCAGAGGUCCUGAAGCUCUCAGCUGCAGCAGCCUGUAACCCCUGGCUCAGCCGACCAGUAGAUGGGUUGGAGAGCCCAGACACCGUCACUCAGAGAGACCAUCUGGGUCCCCGGACCUCUGCAGCCCGGCGCACACGGAUGGAGGUGAUGACCUGCACAGCAUCCACGAACCCACAGAGCGGAGACGGGGACUUGGACAGCGACUUCAGCGAUCCUGAACCGGGAUCAGCUGAUGAUAUUCUCUCCAGCUCCACGGCUGAUAGAAGAGACGCUGCCUCCCGGAGCACGGAGGUGGUUCCGACGCUCCUCUGGGAUUCUCACCCCCAUCCUGAGACGAGCAACACUGCUUACAGUGGGACGGACGUCUCUCUGACUCAGUGGGAGGAGGAGGAGCAGGAGAGUCUGAGACAGGUGGAGAAGAUCCUGGACCGGGCUGGAGGGAUACUGCAGGAGGAGGAAAAUGUCCUUGCUCAGGAGAAGGAGCUGGAUGUCCUGCUGGAGGAGGAGGACAGGAGGGAGGUCUGGUGGUGGGACGGGAAGGACAAGCCCGGAAUGAGGUCCAGUGAGCCGGCUGAAGCUGGAGAACCCCAGAGCUCCUCUGAGCUCGAAUCAGAUGAAUCCUCCAGUGAAGGUGAAUGGAGUUCAGGUGAGCUCCUCUCCAGUGCUCCCGAGGGACCAGAUCUGAACCGACUAGGGCUGAAGGACCUCAACAGCAGAUCCAGAUGUUCUGAUCCACGUCUGAUCAGAGACGGGGAGGCUUUCCGGCUCCAACUGGAGAAGGAGAGACGAGAGGUGGAGGCGCUGGAGAAGAGUUUGUACAAGGAGCAGGAACCCACAGAGACGCCGAGAGAUGGGGAGGACGCUGCACCGUCUGUUAGAAGCACCGAGUCGGCGGGGCGGGACUGGUGUCAAAGUGAAGGUUUCCGGUCCUUUUCUGGUCUGGAGGUUGAAGAUCCGCCUUCCCCAUGUCGAGGUUCUGGUUUCAAAGACCCGAUGGAGGACGCUGUCCAUCCUCAGCCUCGCAUGGGAGACACUGAAUCAGGAGAUGGUUUGGGAGCUCCACCAGCCUCUGGGAGGAGGCUGGAUGAUGUUGGUGCACCAGAUGGAGAGGCCGCUGAGGGCUUGGUCAUCAGUCCAAAUGUGAAGGAGCUCACUACCAACAACAACAACAACAAGAAGCUCCUAACAUCCGACUGCUGCGAUGGUCCUUCCCACGCCUACAUGACUCCACGGGUGCUUCCUGGUCAGCCGCUGGAGUCGGACCCAGGCAGAACUCAUUGGUUGUCUGACGGGUUUCAGAGGUCCGACGUUGUACGGAGAUCCAGCUGUGGGUCUGAAGAGGCGUGGACCCGUCCUACUGACGAUGUUCCAGAGGUCUGGGAUCUAAACGUUCCUGUGGUUCUAGAUACCGGUUCUGGUUUGAUGAAAGCAGGAUUUGCAGAUCAAGAUGGGCCAAAAACUGUAUUCCCAAAUAUUAUAGGAGUUCCAAAAUAUGAGGAAAUCAUGAACGGUAACCCAGAGGGGGGUGUCUACGUCGGCCAUGACGCUCAGCACAUGAGGGGGGUCCUGGCCCUGAAGCACCCCAUACAGAAUGGGAUCAUCAGCAGCUGGGAUGACAUGGAGAAGAUCUGGCACCACACCUUCCAGCUGAUGGGGGUGGAGCCAGAAGAACAUCCUGUUCUGCUGACCGAGGCAGCCAUGAACCCCCUGGAGAACCGGCAGCGCAUGGUGGAGAUCAUGUUUGAGAGCUUCAACGUUCCUCUGACCUACGUGGCCAUGCAGGCGGUGCUGGCCCUCUACGCUACAGGGAGAACCACGGGAGUGGUGUUUGACUCUGGAGACGGGGUGAGCCACAGCGUCCCUGUGUUUGAGGGCUACUGCUUGCCUCAUGCUGUGCAGCGCUUCCCACUGGCCGGUGUGGACGUUACAACGCAGCUCAAAAAACUCCUGCAGGAACAGGGUGUUAGCAUGUGCACGUCGGCAGAGAACGAGAUCGCCAGAGAGAUAAAGGAGAGGUGCUGCUGUGUUGCUCUCGACUACCAAGCUGCAGAGUCAUCCUGCAGAGAGAUGCAUUACACCAUGCCAGACGGACAGAUCGUCACCCUCAGAACAGAACGCUUCAGGGCUCCAGAGAUUCUGUUUAAACCUCAGCUGAUUGGACGUGAACAUUAUGGGAUGCAUGAGAGCAUCUCCAAGUCAAUCCAGAAGUCCGACAUUGACCUGCGGCGCAGCCUCCUGGGGAACAUCGUUUUGUCAGGUGGGAACACUCUGCUGCCUGGCCUCCCGGAGCGGCUCCAGGCUGAAAUCAAAGCUCUUGUUCCUGCAGAGGUGGGCGGGGCCAUCAGAGUCACCAGCCCCAAAAACAGGGACUGCCUAGUGUGGAGGGGUGGGGCGGUUCUGGCUAACCUGCCCACCUUCAGCUCUGCAUGGAUCAGUCAGAAGGAAUAUGAGGAGAAUGGACCUCGGAUCGUCUUCAGAAAGUGUUUUUGAGCUGAGCUGCUGUGCCCUGACCCUCAGAGCCGCGUGGACGCUCCUGUGGAUCUGCUGGAACAUGAAGACUUUUCUGAAUCUGAGAGGAGAGACUGGCAUGAAGAGUUUCUCUUGAUUUUAAGUGUUUUUAGGACCCCCCCAGUCUUUGUGUUUAUAACCUACCAUCAGUUACAACCUAAAUGUGUCGGAUGGUGAAAGCAGGAAGCUGCUCAUCACGUGAUGUCACAGAUCUAUUGGUCCGGUUUGACAGUGUGUUAACCCUGUAUGAGUGAGUCAUGUGACCUGUAACUCAGCUGUGACUAAUGUCAGUUAUCUCACACUGGUUUUUGUCAUAAAUAAAUAUUUUACUUAUA
Messenger RNA from Nothobranchius furzeri (turquoise killifish), 4997 nucleotides. RefSeq lists its product as uncharacterized. The record is from RefSeq and is a predicted model, not a curated record. NCBI's taxonomy places the organism in Eukaryota, Metazoa, Chordata, Actinopteri, Cyprinodontiformes, Nothobranchiidae.